This is a messenger RNA of Caenorhabditis angaria, 1249 nucleotides long. The record is from the annotation of a GenBank genome assembly. NCBI's taxonomy places the organism in Eukaryota, Metazoa, Nematoda, Chromadorea, Rhabditida, Rhabditidae.
AUGCAAGAGACGACAUUAAUGUUGCCAAAACCAGUUCAAAUCACCCAGAGAAGUGAAGAUGAGAUAAGUCGAGCAGCUGCACCGCAAUUCGUCGAGCCGGCUCCACUUUCACCACAACGAGCGCAUAAUGCAUUCUACAGGUCAACUACUGAACAGAUUGCUAGUUAUAAUCCGGUGGAUGAUUAAAAACUGAACUGCGAUUUUGAAUUUGAAAAAAAAUCACUUUAAUAUUAAAAAAUAGCGCAACUCUCACUACCAAUCUUUCAAUUUUCAAAAAUUUUUAUUGAAAAAAAAUUAUCCUAAAAAUAUGAGUUUAACAUUUUUCUGAUCUAGAAGCUGCAGUUUCAGUGUUGAAAUCCAUUUUUUCAGAAUUUAAUGAGAUCGAGCUUUUAUUUUUUAACUCUAGUGUCAUAUAUCCUUAAAAAAUCAAUAAUUCUCCAUAUCAAAUCAGUUUCAAAAUCAAUCAAUAUCUUCCAAUUAUAACUCGCAUCCAAUUCAGUUCAAAAAUUGACUUUCGAAAUUUUUCUGCUAAUUUUCAUGUCCAAUUUUUCCUUUCGAUAAUAAAUAAACACAUUUCAUUUCAAAUUCAAUUUUGUUGAAAUGCUGAAAAUUUGCAGAAAAAUUUCAGUCAAGAUUUCUCUCUCUCUCUCUUAUCGAAUUUGUUCAAUUUUCAGACCAUUUGUUGCGGAUGAGGUAGAUGAUCGUGAUAUGCCAGCUCCACUUCGUGGUUCGAUUUCUUAUCAUUCGGUUAAUGAGUUGACGCAUAGCCAAUUUGGAACUAUCAAGUGAGUAGAAAAGAUUUGGGAAUUUUUGAAUUUAGGGUUUUUGCGAGGUCAAACUAUUUGAGCUUGUUGUUUUUCUGAAAAAUUUGAGAUUGCAAAUAUGAAAAAAAAACAGCUUCCAAACUACUGUACAUCUGGACUUUCAAGCAAUUUUUACUUUUGAGAAGCUUCCAUAAAAAAAUCCUUUGAAGAUUUUAAAAAUCAGAACAUGCUCUUUUAGAUGAGCACAACUAAUUUUUUGCUCAGACUCCACUUUUGAACAAUUUUUGAACUUCAAAAUAAUGCUCUUCACGUUUCCGGUGUCAACUUUUAAUUUAAAAUUAUUAAACUUUUCUCAAGUCCGAAGUAAAAAAAUCUAUUUUUAACCCAAUCGACCAUUUUUUUCCAGAACAAUCGACAAACCAAAAGACAAAAGUUCGGAAAGAAUGUACAAACGUCCAGGAUUUGAUAACGUUCCAUCAUAUUGA